AUGGAAAAAUAUGAGAACCUAGGAUUGGUUGGAGAAGGAAGUUAUGGAAUGGUGAUGAAGUGUAGGAAUAAAGAUAGUGGAAGAAUUGUGGCCAUAAAGAAGUUCUUAGAAAGUGAUGAUGACAAAAUGGUAAAAAAAAUUGCAAUGCGAGAAAUCAAGUUACUAAAGCAACUGAGGCAGUUGGAAGUGUGUAAGAAAAAAAAACGAUGGUACCUAGUCUUUGAAUUUGUUGACCACACAGUACUUGAUGACUUGGAGCUCUUUCCAAAUGGACUAGACUACAAAGUAGUUCAAAAGUAUUUGUUUCAGAUUAUUAAUGGAAUUGGAUUCUGUCACAGUCACAAUAUCAUACACAGAGAUAUAAAGCCAGAGAAUAUAUUAGUCUCCCAGUCUGGUGUUGUCAAGUUAUGUGAUUUUGGAUUUGCACGGACUCUGGCAGCUCCUGGGGAGGUCUAUACUGAUUACGUGGCGACCAGCUGGUACAGAGCUCCAGAACUAUUGGUUGGUGAUGUCAAGUAUGGCAAGGCUGUUGAUGUGUGAGCCAUUGGUUGUUUGGUAACUGAAAUGCUCAUGGGGGAACCCCUAUUUCCUGGAGAUUCUGAUAUUGAUCAGCUGUAUCAUAUUAUGAUGUGUUUAGGUAAUCUAAUUCCAAGACAUCAGGAGCUGUUCUAUAAAAAUCCUGUGUUUGCUGGAGUAAGAUUGCCUGAAAUCAAGGAAACAGAACCUCUUGAAAGACGCUAUCCUAAGCUUCCUGAUGUGGUGAUAGAUUUAGCAAAGAAAUGCUUACAUAGUGACCCAGACAAAAGGCCCUUCUGUGCCGAGCUCCUACACCAUGAUUUUUAAAUGGAUGGAUUUGCUGAGAGGUUUUCUCAGGAACUACAGUUAAAAGUACAUAAAGAUGCCAGAAAUAUUUCUUUAUCUAAAAAAUCCCAAAACAGAAAGAAGGAAAAGGAAAAAGAUGAUUCCUUAGGUGAAGAAAGAAAAACACUUGUAGUGUAGGAUACCAAUGCUGAUCCUAAAAUUAAGGAUUAUAAAGUAUUUAAAACAAAAGGGCCAAAAAUUGAUGGACAAAAAGUUGAAAAAGGCAGUAGAAUUUCAAAUGCCAGCUGUCUCCAUGACAAUGGGGCCAGCUAUGUCAAAACAGUGCCUUCAACAAGCCUCAGAGAUGGCAGCAAUGUCACCACGGAUCACACAAGGAACCCAGGCAUGGCAAUUCCCCUACUUACGCACAACCUUUCUGUAGUUGUUCCCAGGAUUAAUUCUGGAGUGGCGACUAUACCAGCAGUUCAGAGUUACAGAGUGGAUGAGAAAACUAAGAAGUAUAGUAUUCCAUUUGUUAAACAGAAUAAACAUUCCCCAUCAAGCAUUUAUAAUAUUAAUGUGAACACAUCAGUAUCAGGAGCUCCCCUGUCAGAUGACUCAGAGCCUGAUUUGCCUCGAAUGGAACACCAGCACUGA
Messenger RNA from Propithecus coquereli (Coquerel's sifaka), 1458 nucleotides. RefSeq names its product cyclin-dependent kinase-like 2. Gene Ontology annotation, biological process: protein phosphorylation. Gene Ontology annotation, cellular component: nucleus. Gene Ontology annotation, molecular function: cyclin-dependent protein serine/threonine kinase activity; ATP binding. The record is from RefSeq and is a predicted model, not a curated record. Lineage: Eukaryota; Metazoa; Chordata; Mammalia; Primates; Indriidae.